Messenger RNA from Moneuplotes crassus, 2274 nucleotides. The record is from the annotation of a GenBank genome assembly. NCBI's taxonomy places the organism in Eukaryota, Ciliophora, Spirotrichea, Euplotida, Euplotidae.
AUGGACUCUGAGUUUAAGCAAAUAAUGUCUUUGAAUCCUGAGAAGAGGAACAUCAAGCAGAUCCAUAAGAUAGUUGAGAAGUUGAGCCAUGUUACCUUCUUUAGUGACUUAAAGAAGGUACAUGGUAAGCAAGCUGUCAAAGAGUGUUGUGCACAGCUCACUCUCCAGGUGUUUGAACCAGGGGAUAGCAUUAUUACUUAUAGAGAAGUAGGCGAAGAAUUCUUCGUCAUUCUUGAAGGAAGUGCCAAGGUCUAUGCUCCUGUAGAGUUUGAAAUGACAGGCACAAAAGAAGAAAUUUUAGAUUAUCAUAAACAGAGAGAUACUUUGCUUAUUCCUUCAUCUAUUCCCGGAGUAGAAACCUGAGAUUUUUAUGAAACUAAACAUUAUGAUAAAGAUACUGGCAUUGGUACUUUCAAGGUUAGACUGCUGAAUAUGGAAUCUACGAUAGAAACAGGAAUUUCGUUUGGAGAACUAGCUCUAAUAAACAAUAAGCCAAGAUCUGCUACUAUUAAGGCUAAUACAAAUGUGGUCUGUGCUGUUCUUACAAGAAAGAGUUAUGAGAAGAUAAUUAAGCCAAUCGAGGAAAAGAUUCUCAACGAGAAAAUUUCUUUCUUAAAAUCAUUUCCUUUUCUAAAUCAUUUAUCUAAACAAACUCUGAGUAGGCUGACUUAUAAAGUAGAGAAGAUCCCGUUCAGCAGGGGAAAUACCGUUUAUAAUGAAGGAGAAAGAUCAAAAGGUGUUUAUUUGGUGUACAAAGGAGAAUUCCAAAUUUACAAAAGACUAGAUAUCUUCAAAAGCAAAUAAAUAUGAAGAUUUAGGACAUUUUGCCAAGAAAAUUGUGAAGAGAGAUAAUGUACCUCUCGUUACUGUUUUGGAAGGACAAUACUUUGGAGCAUAUGAAACAAUGAAGAAGCCUUAUAUUUGUGAAAACUCUGUUAAAUGAAUAAGCCCUCAAGGAGAGGUUUGGUUCCUUACUCAGAAGUAUAUUCUUGAAGAAUCAUCCUUACUCACGAAGAGGAGGAUGAGGGAAUCUGGGCAGAUGCUUAAAACUAUUUAUGCUGAGCUCGAGAAGGAAGCAAUAGCUGCAUCUCAAGUGAUUAAUAAGCCAAACUUUCAUAGUUCUCCAACAAAAGAGGCUCGUCAGAAAACUAAAUAAGAUAAAAGAGCUUCUGAAAAUGACAAUGAUUGAUAAGUACCCAAUGAGUCUCCCAGCUGCAAUGAAGAAUGUUGUGUAUGACCUUGAAACAAAUAGCAAAGCCUACAAGAUGUUACUAAAUAAGACUGACCAAAUGGCACAAAAUUUUAACUUUAUUCAAGAAUUAGAAAAGAACUUAGAAGAAAAUGGUGAUUUACAGAGAAAGAAAGCUAAAGCAUUUUCUCUCACAAGAGCAGAAUCAAGCCCAAACUUUCUUUUUACUAACAAAUCUCCUGAGAAUUUGAGCAAUAUCACAAAUGAGAUCAGCAUGAUCAAGAAUUCUAUCGUUGAGCAAGACAGGAGGAGAACAUUGGCUAAGAGUAGACUAAACCAGCCAUUUUCAAGGAAUGAGAGUAGUCUUCAAGAGAGCAAUACUAUGAAUAAGCUUACACAUAGAACAAAUACGCUUACUAAAAUAUUUACAAGGGAUGGUGAACUUCCUUUACUUCACAAAAGAACAGAAACUUUUACUAAGAGUGGCAAAGGAAGGGAGAAGAAAGGAAUUCAGGUAUUGUCUGAGAAUUAUACAACUACAAGCUUUCUAAUAAGUAUCAUAAUUUAAACCUUGUUCGACAGAUCAACACAAUUGCUCCUGGUUCUCAUGACACUAAAUGGAUAACCAUUAACCAAAAUGAGGUGAAAGCUACUCCAACUACUUCAAGGAAUUUUUCAAAUAUUAAAUAUGAAACAGAUACAGUCGAAAAUACAGACGCUUACCAGCAUUUUAUGAUGAAGGCUAAAGUUAUCAAGAGAGCAAAUAAAGGAUUUAAGUCAGCAAGAGAGAUGGUCGGUAGAAUAAAUAACGACGCUUUAAGGAGCUCUCUUCUAUCAACUCCAGUCAAGAUGGAGCAUCCAACUGAUAUUUUAAGCCCAAUGUUUAGUGAGGGAUCAAUCGAGUCGCAGAAGCCAUCUCCUCCUGAAGUAGUAACUAAUAUCGCAUUUGAAAAUGGCCCAAUGCUGCAGUCGAGAAGAUUGUGAUUCAGUUCGGUACUUAGCUCAAAGAAACUAUUCAAAUCAAAACAUUAACUUCUUUAAUAUCUGAUGAUUGCUUUAGAUUUAUUUUUAAAUUCAAUACGUUU